AUGAAUAUUUAUGCAGAAUUUGAUCGAUCUAGCAGAACAUACAUCUUUGACGAACCAAUUAAAGUCAUUUUCAAAUCUAAAAUCGAAACAGGUGUUCGUGUCAAAGACAUUUCUAUUCUUUGCUAUGGUGUUUUAACACAAAACGAAAAUUUUCAUUUUUACAGUAAGUUUGAUGUUGGUGUUCCUAAAGAAAACGGACAGAUCUUCUGGAGUUGGAACGCUCCUACUGACAAAAUCUCACAUUUCGUUGAUCACCGUUUUGAACACGUUUUAUACUUUACCGUUCCAUCAGAUAUUGAUGCUCCAGAAUCAUUCCGAGGUAACCACAUCAGUUGUGACUACUCCAUUGAAUUUACAGUUAAAACCGGUUUAUUUAGUUCAGAAACCUUUUGGUUUCCAUUUAAAAUGAUCCUGAAAGAGUCACCAGUCAAGCCAUCUGGCCCACCAAUCAACGAAAUCAUCGAAAUCUGUGACAAAGAUCCAGAAUUACCUCCAGUUUCUUUCCAAGCCAGUGUUUACCUCAAAACACCUAUUAUUUCAAACCGAUACCCUAUUACUGGCCAUGUUAUCAUCCACAAAUCAGCUGAUUUGAUCCUUUUUGUCUCUAGUUCUAUCAUUAUGACAGAAAGUUUCUAUUCUAACGGCAAACGUGUUUCACUUGAGACCGAAGUUGUUAAAACACGCAUUUCUGAACGAGAUCCUCUCAUUGGUCGCGAAUUACCUAUUUUAAUUGAAUGGCAACGUAAUUUCAUGACAGCAUCUCAAGGCAACAAGAAUUUUUCAUUAUCAUUCGUAUUACGAAUCCAUAUCCGAUUUGAAUUUGGCCAAACUUCAACAUACGACGUUCCUAUUAUUUUAUAUCGAGAUUUGAAGAUGUGA
This is a messenger RNA of Trichomonas vaginalis G3, 879 nucleotides long. RefSeq names its product vacuolar protein sorting-associated protein 26c family. Lineage: Eukaryota; Parabasalia; Trichomonadida; Trichomonadidae. The record is from RefSeq and is a predicted model, not a curated record. Gene Ontology annotation, biological process: intracellular protein transport. The transcript has a single exon. Gene Ontology annotation, cellular component: endosome. Bases 1 to 879 code for a protein of 292 amino acids.